Cinara cedri is the source of this 324-nucleotide messenger RNA. Lineage: Eukaryota; Metazoa; Arthropoda; Insecta; Hemiptera; Aphididae. The record is from the annotation of a GenBank genome assembly.
AUGAAUAAAUGUAAACCAAUAUUAACACCAAUGGAGAAGAAAUUAAAAUUUGAAGAAAAAAGAACAACAAUGAAACCAUAUCAUGAACUUGUGGGAUGUUUGAUGUAUGUGAUGAUUCAAACCAGACCGGACCUUAAUACAGCAAUCAAUUAUUUUAGCCGACAUCAAUCUAAAGUCACUGAAGAUCAUUUCAAUCACUUGAAAAGAGUAUUAAGAUAUUUAAAGGGCACUAUUUAUUUUGGAAUAACCUACAUUAAGAACAAUAACAUACAUCCACUUCAAGGUUUUGUCUAUGCUGAUUUUGUUAACGAUAUUGAUGACUAA